Messenger RNA from Hibiscus syriacus, 1938 nucleotides. Its product is annotated as probable protein phosphatase 2C 46. Gene Ontology annotation, molecular function: protein serine/threonine phosphatase activity; cation binding. The transcript is spliced from 5 exons. The record is from RefSeq and is a predicted model, not a curated record. Gene Ontology annotation, biological process: protein dephosphorylation. The coding region runs from base 442 to 1617 and encodes 391 amino acids. Lineage: Eukaryota; Viridiplantae; Streptophyta; Magnoliopsida; Malvales; Malvaceae.
CAUUGCUUCGUUCGUUUUCAUUUAUAAACCCUUUUUGUCUACGGAGGAAGAUCGAAACACCCAAAUCCAGUUUUCAUUUCGUUUACUUUUCUAUUUCUCUCUGAUUCUUAAUUCCCCCCUCUUUUACUUGCAAAGCAAACAGAGGGAAGAAGAGGAAACCCCCAAAGUGAAAUUAAGAAGAAACCCCAUCGAUCUUUAAGUGUUUCAUUUGAUGGGUAUCUAUAUCUCACGCUUUCAAAACCCCAAUUGAACUGCUUUAUUCCGUUCAGACCUCCGUCGAUUGCAUCUGCUGUAUCAUUCAGUAGCUGAAUACUACAGUACGAAACAGCUUAAUUCUACUGAGAGGACUCUGGUGGGAGUUUAUUGAUUUUUGGUGGGCUUGUUGCAUCCAAUUUUUGGAUGUCGAGGAGGAAUCGGAGGCUGGCUGUGGUGAGAUGAGGGAUGUUAUCAAGGUUGGUCAAUUUUCUGAGUGCCUGCUGGCAGCCAUCUUCAGAUCGAUCGGUCCACGCAGGUUCGGAUGCAGCAGGCCGGCAAGAUGGGCUCCUUUGGUACAAAGACAAAGGGCAACACUUGACUGGUGAAUUUUCCAUGGCUGUUGUCCAGGCUAACAAUCUGCUUGAGGAUCAGAGCCAGAUUGAAUCUGGUUCCUUGAGCACUCUCGAGUAUGGUCCAUUAGGUACCUUUGUAGGAGUAUAUGAUGGUCAUGGUGGCCCUGAGACAUCACGUUAUAUCAAUGAUCAUCUGUUCCAACAUCUAAAGAGGUUUGCUGCGGAGCAGCAAUCAAUGUCUGUUGAUGUUAUAAAGAAAGCAUAUCAAGCAACAGAAGAGGGAUUUUUCUCUAUUGUUGCAAAACAGUGGCUCAUGAAUCCGCAGAUUGCAGCUGUUGGAUCAUGCUGCCUGGUGGGUGUUGUUUGCAAUGGGACCCUUUACAUUGCCAACGUUGGCGAUUCUCGUGCUGUGCUUGGUAGGAUUGUUAAGGCAACCGGGGAGGUUCUAGCAAUCCAGCUGUCAUCUGAGCAUAAUGUAGCAAUAGAGUCUGUCAGGCAGGAGAUGCGAUCUUUGCAUCCUGAUGACUCUCACAUUGUAGUUUUAAAACAUAAUGUUUGGCGUGUAAAGGGCCUGAUACAGGUUUCUAGAUCUAUUGGUGAUGUUUAUCUUAAAAAGGCCGAAUACAACAGGACACCUCUAUAUCAAAAGUUUCGUCUUCGUGAAACUUUUAGAAAGCCAAUUUUGAGUUCUGAACCCUCAAUAUCUACAUAUGAACUCCAACCUUAUGAUCAGUUUAUCAUAUUUGCUUCUGAUGGACUUUGGGAACAUCUCAGCAAUCAAGAUGCAGUUGACAUAGUCCAAAACCAUCCACGCAAUGGUAUUGCAAGGAGGCUUGUGAAAGCUGCCUUGCAGGAAGCCGCUAAAAAGAGAGAAAUGCGAUACUCAGAUUUGAAGAAGAUCGAGCGAGGCAUACGCAGGCAUUUCCAUGAUGACAUCACAGUCGUAGUUGUAUUUCUCGACUCGAAUCUUGUGAGCAAAGGCAGCUCAGUAAAUAACCCUUCAUUGUCCCUCAGGGGAGGAGGAAUUAACCUGCCUGCUAGAACACUGGCUCCUUGUGCCGCAACUUAAUGUCAGUUGAUGAGGUUACCAUUUAGCAACUUCAGCUGUUGUAUCUAGCACACGGUUCUCCUCUUACGCGAUGCUCUCGAUUCUUAUCUUCAAAGAAAAGAGAAGGUGCAGUCCUUUAAUUAAUAUUUUAUUUAUUUAUUACAUAUGUAAUUUUUUAUGUACAAUGUAACAUUUUAACCUGAGAGACGUACUCUAUUUAGUUUGCAAGCCCAGUAUCUUUGCCUGCUCUAAUUCCGGAGAUUUUGGGUCCGUAGAUUAUGUUGACAUCUCUAGAGAAACUCCCUGGAAUUGUUGUUUACAUGUUGCAAUAAGUUGACUGGA